Molecule: messenger RNA, 3665 nt
Organism: Propithecus coquereli (Coquerel's sifaka)
Lineage: Eukaryota; Metazoa; Chordata; Mammalia; Primates; Indriidae
Gene: TRPC5
Product: transient receptor potential cation channel, subfamily C, member 5
Exons: 9
Coding region: 330-2504 (724 amino acids)
Biological process (GO): calcium ion transmembrane transport; regulation of cytosolic calcium ion concentration; manganese ion transport
Cellular component (GO): cation channel complex; membrane
Molecular function (GO): protein binding; store-operated calcium channel activity; inositol 1,4,5 trisphosphate binding
Source: RefSeq, a predicted model, not a curated record
GCAAAGAGUUUCGGGGCGCUGGCGAAGGUGAAAGGUGAGGAGGGCCAGCCUGUCACGGAGAAGUUUGGGAAUAACUGAGGCGCGAAGGGGGAAACCAAGGUAAGGAGCCAGUACUUGGGCUCCUCUCCGCACCCCGCCCCUUUCUCCGUGCUCAUCCGCCCGCCCACCCGGCAGCCUCGAGGCCCCGGGCUGUCCCAGGCGGCUGCAGUUUGCGCGCCGCGGUAGAGGAGUCCAGCAAGGUGCAGCGCCACGCGUCCUGGCUCGCGGACAUCAGACGACACAGAUCUGAAGAAACCACUUGGCCGGGGCUUUCUAAAUUGCUAUGAACCAUGGCCCAACUAUACUACAAAAAGGUCAACUACUCACCGUACAGAGACCGCAUUCCCCUGCAGAUUGUGCGGGCCGAGACAGAGCUCUCUGCAGAGGAGAAGGCCUUUCUCAGUGCUGUGGAGAAGGGGGACUACGCCACUGUGAAGCAGGCGCUACAGGAGGCCGAGAUCUACUACAAUGUCAACAUCAACUGCAUGGACCCUCUAGGCCGGAGUGCCCUGCUUAUUGCCAUUGAGAAUGAGAACUUGGAGAUCAUGGAGCUACUGCUAAACCACAGCGUGUAUGUGGGCGAUGCAUUGCUCUAUGCCAUUCGCAAGGAAGUGGUGGGUGCUGUGGAGCUUCUGCUCAGCUACAGGCGGCCCAGUGGAGAGAAGCAGGUCCCCACUCUGAUGAUGGACACCCAGUUCUCUGAGUUCACACCAGACAUCACUCCCAUCAUGCUGGCUGCUCACACCAAUAACUACGAAAUCAUCAAACUGCUUGUCCAAAAACGGGUCACUAUCCCACGGCCCCACCAGAUCCGCUGCAACUGCAUGGAGUGCGUGUCUAGUUCAGAGGUAGACAGCCUGCGCCACUCCCGUUCCCGACUGAACAUCUAUAAGGCUCUGGCAAGCCCCUCACUCAUUGCCUUAUCAAGCGAGGACCCCAUCCUAACCGCCUUCCGCCUGGGCUGGGAGCUCAAGGAGCUCAGCAAGGUGGAGAAUGAGUUCAAGGCUGAGUAUGAGGAGCUCUCCCAGCAGUGCAAGCUCUUUGCCAAAGAUCUGCUGGACCAAGCUCGGAGCUCCCGGGAACUGGAGAUCAUCCUCAACCAUCGAGAUGACCACAGCGAAGAGCUUGACCCUCAGAAGUACCAUGACCUGGCAAAGCUGAAGGUAGCAAUCAAAUACCACCAGAAGGAGUUUGUUGCUCAGCCCAACUGCCAACAGUUGCUUGCCACCCUGUGGUACGAUGGCUUCCCUGGAUGGCGGCGGAAACACUGGGUAGUCAAGCUUCUGACCUGCAUGACCAUUGGAUUCCUGUUUCCCAUGCUGUCUAUAGCCUAUCUGAUCUCACCAAGGAGCAACCUUGGGCUAUUCAUCAAGAAGCCCUUUAUCAAGUUUAUCUGCCACACAGCAUCCUAUUUGACCUUCCUCUUCAUGCUUCUCCUGGCUUCUCAGCACAUUGUCAGGACAGACCUCCAUGUACAGGGGCCUCCCCCAACUGUCGUGGAAUGGAUGAUACUGCCUUGGGUUCUAGGUUUCAUUUGGGGGGAGAUUAAGGAGAUGUGGGAUGGUGGAUUUACUGAGUACAUCCAUGACUGGUGGAACCUGAUGGAUUUUGCAAUGAACUCCCUCUACCUGGCAACUAUUUCCUUGAAGAUUGUGGCCUAUGUCAAGUAUAAUGGUUCUCGUCCAAGGGAGGAAUGGGAAAUGUGGCACCCGACUCUGAUUGCAGAAGCACUCUUCGCGAUAUCCAACAUUUUAAGUUCAUUGCGUCUCAUAUCCCUGUUCACAGCCAACUCCCACUUAGGGCCUCUGCAGAUCUCUUUGGGGCGCAUGCUGCUUGAUAUCCUCAAAUUCCUCUUUAUCUACUGCCUGGUACUUCUGGCUUUUGCCAACGGACUGAACCAGCUUUACUUUUAUUAUGAGACCAGAGCUAUCGAUGAGCCUAACAACUGCAAGGGGAUCCGAUGUGAGAAACAGAACAAUGCCUUCUCCACGCUCUUUGAGACCCUUCAGUCACUCUUCUGGUCUGUAUUUGGCCUUUUAAAUCUAUAUGUCACCAAUGUGAAAGCCAGACAUGAGUUCACCGAGUUUGUGGGAGCUACCAUGUUUGGGACAUACAAUGUCAUCUCCCUGGUAGUGCUGCUGAACAUGCUGAUUGCCAUGAUGAACAACUCCUACCAGCUUAUUGCCGACCAUGCCGAUAUUGAGUGGAAGUUUGCAAGGACAAAGCUCUGGAUGAGUUACUUUGAUGAAGGUGGUACCUUGCCACCUCCUUUCAACAUCAUCCCCAGUCCCAAGUCAUUUCUAUACCUUGGUAACUGGUUCAACAACACCUUCUGCCCCAAAAGAGACCCUGACGGUAGACGGAGAAGGCACAACUUGAGAAGCUUCACAGAACGCCAUGCUGACAGCCUGAUACAAAAUCAACAUUAUCAGGUAAAGCUUCCUCGCAGGGACAAAGCGCAGUAGUUCUUGGCUGGUUCUGUGGAGUAGAAGUCCACUCUGGCUAUAUCUGGACAUGACUCCGCUUGACUGGGGUGGGAGGCUUAGAAAGGUUAUAAUUUAUCAAAGGUUGAAGUAGCUCUUCAGAGUGGAAUUGCCUGCUUUAAAAUCCUGUUCACAGCCCUUUAACCCUGCCUCAGCUUGAUCAGCAACAUCCCUGGCUUAGAAAGCCACCUUCCUGGACAGUAAGUAAAAUAGAAUAUGUAGUCGGUCAGUCAGUUAACAAAUAUCUGAGUACCUGUUGUACAUAAAACAUGACACUGGAGAAAACGCUAUGAACUAGAAAGAUGAGGUCUUUUUGCCCUUAUGAAGUUUAUCAUGUAAUAGGGAUAAAGGAAAAACUGCAGUUGACCCUUGAACAACACAGGUUUGAAAUGCGUGGGUCCAUUUAUAUGUGGAUUUUUUUUUUUCAGUCAAAAGCAGAUGGAAAAUACAGUAUUCGCAGGCUGUAAAACCCACCUAUAGAGAGGGUCAACUUUUUGCAUGCAUGGGCUGUGUAGGGCAACUGUAGGACUUGAGCAUGCACAAAUUUUGGUAUACAUGGGAGGUCCUGGAACCAAUCCCCCAUGUAUCCCAAUGGACAACUGUAUUAAAAUUAAGUGAUUACAAAGCAAAACCUGCUGUGAAGAAAAAGUACAUAGGGUAAUAGGAAUAUAUAAUAAGUAAGGAAUACAUAACAGAAGGAAACUAACCUCAAUGAAGUAAAAGCUUAUCUGAAUGUCAGGAACUUACAUCUUGAUAAAUGAGAACAUGACUUUAGUCAAAGAAAUUGGUUAACACGUCAGCAUUAUAAAAACAAGUAAUAAACCUAAUAAACAUUAGGGCACUCUUCUCACCAGCUAGAAACAACCAAGCAUCCAAAUAUCUGGAACAUCUCUUGAAAGCAAUCCUUUCAAAUCACAAAUAAGAGACAACUCUUUCUCCUUCUGAUCAAAAGAAACCCAAAGUAGGAAAAUGUUCUGACAGGCUUAAAGGAAAUCCAUCCUUAUUCUACAAGUCACUUCUCCUAACUUUGUUCCUCUUAGGCCAUAAUUAACAAAAGAAACAGAAAAUACAGUAUUCGGUAGGUAACCCUUCUCUCACUAUUGCCACCUCCAACCCUUAUUAUUUUCACAAUAAUGAAUCUUA